Molecule: messenger RNA, 1946 nt
Organism: Nelumbo nucifera (sacred lotus)
Lineage: Eukaryota; Viridiplantae; Streptophyta; Magnoliopsida; Proteales; Nelumbonaceae
Source: RefSeq, a predicted model, not a curated record
UCCGACUGUGUUUCGGUAUUGAUUUCGUUUUCUUUUUUCCUUGACAAGCCAGAAACCUAAAAUAACCGGAAAGAAGAGAAGAGACUCCAAGAUAAAAUGCCUCCAUUGCUCCUCUGAAUGGAGUUUUAUGAGUAGUCUCUAUCUCUCUCUUCGAGUUUGCAAUUCUGGUCAGAUUGACGGCGUUCACCGCCGGAGUUCGGCCAGUCGAAAUCGAAAAGGGUUAUUUAGGGGGUUUUCUGUAGGUUGGUGAUCGUCGUCUACGAUUUUAUGAUAUAAUCAAUAUGGUUGGAUCAGAUGAGAACAACCCAGGAGUUUUAAGACCUGCAAAUUUGCAAGGUGGGCUUCCAAUGCGAGAUGGUAAGUUCGUCCCGGAGAUCGGAUAUAACCGAAGAGCUCUGAGGAACAUUAAUCGGAAUUUAGUUGGAGCUCACCCUUACCCUCCUUUGGUCAAUAAGAGAGCCCUAUCAGAAAAACAUGCAAUCUGUGAUAAGAACCCACUCCUUCCGGCUCAUCGACCAAUUACAAGGAAAUUUGCUGCUCAAAUGGCCAGUAGGCAGCAAUCUUGUCCCGAGGAGGUCAAAAAACCAAUCCCGCCGGUUGUGAAUCCAAGCGUGUCCCAAGAUUGUACUAUCAUAGAUGUGGAUGAUUAUAAAGGAGCUAAUGAUUUACCUGUUCCCAUGUUCGUCAAUCACACUGAAGACAUGCUGGAUGAAAUUGACCAGAUGGAAGAGGUGGAAAUGGAGGAUAUAGUGACGGAGCCUGAAAUGGACAUCGACAGUGGUGACAAAAAGAACCCACUUGCAGUUGUUGAAUACAUUGAAGAUAUCUAUUCUUACUACAGAAAAACUGAGAAUUGUAGCUGCGUCUCACCAAACUAUAUGAUGCAACAGUUCGACAUCAACCAGAAAAUGAGGGCUAUUCUCAUUGAUUGGCUAAUUGAGGUACACUACAAGUUUGAACUCGUGGAUGAGACUUUAUUCCUUACUGUCAAUCUGAUAGAUAGAUUCUUAGCACGGGAAACAGUGGUAAGAAAGAAGCUUCAGCUGGUAGGGGUGACAGCCAUGCUUUUAGCGUGCAAAUAUGAGGAAGUUUCUGUUCCUGUUGUGGAUGAUUUAAUUCUAAUAUCUGACAAGGCUUACACAAGGAAGGAAAUUCUUGAGAUGGAGAAAUUGAUGGUCAACACUUUACAGUUCAACAUGUCUGUCCCAACUCCUUGUGUUUUCAUGAGAAGGUUCCUCAAGGUGGCUCAAUCUGACAAGAAGCUUGAGCUUCUCUCCUUCUUCCUGAUUGAACUUUGCUUGGUUGAGUAUGAAACGCUCAAAUUCCGACCAUCUCAUUUAGCUGCAGCUGCAAUCUACACUGCUCAGUGUACUCUUAGUGGCUAUAAGCAGUGGAGUAAAACCAGUGAGUGGCAUACUAGCUACUCAGAAGAUCAGCUUCUGGAAUGCUCUAGAUUGAUGGUUACUUUUCAUAAGAAAGCAGGAUCUGGGAAGCUUACGGGGGUCUACAGGAAGUACAGUACAUCUAAGUUUGGUUAUGCAGCAAAGAUUGAACCAGCUCACUUUCUCUUAGAGACAAGACUCUAACUAAAAAUGAGUCAGUGGCCCCAAAAUGACUCAUUUUGUGUGAAAUUUAGUUUUUCAAGGGUGCAGUUGUGCAACAGAAGUUGCCCUCUGAAAACGAACAACAGUCUUGGUGGGAUUUGUUUUGUUGCCACAUAACUAUUUAUUUUGUGGCAUGUCUUUAACAUACUUGGAUGCUAUCACGCCAAACCAUAACUGUUUUACUUUACCCUUUUUUUUUGUUUUUUUUUUCUAUUUCCUUUAUAUCUGUGUUUUAUUUAUGAACUUAUUCUCAGACAAUUUGUCUUUUUGUGAAUAUGAUAAGAAAGAUCAUGCAGAAAAGCCUUCGAUUGGCACCAGAGUAAAAUACAGCUGUUAUCUCUA